Molecule: messenger RNA, 3229 nt
Organism: Anopheles nili
Lineage: Eukaryota; Metazoa; Arthropoda; Insecta; Diptera; Culicidae
Product: bumetanide-sensitive sodium-(potassium)-chloride cotransporter-like
Exons: 7
Coding region: 1-3183 (1060 amino acids)
Biological process (GO): cell volume homeostasis; chloride transmembrane transport; potassium ion import across plasma membrane
Cellular component (GO): membrane
Molecular function (GO): sodium:potassium:chloride symporter activity
Source: RefSeq, a predicted model, not a curated record
AUGUUGUGGGAUCAGUUUGGUUUAAACAAGAUGAGAAGUAGUAUAUUCGGCUCAUUGAGAAGAUCGCAACAAGCGCACGAGAACGAGAAGCAAAAGGAUGAUCCACAAAUAUCGCAAACAACUACGACCACAGUCCCCAAGGUGGCCAUUUUUACCGUCGACGAUGAUGAUACGGCUGAGCACAGCUGGACUUCCAUUGAUCUCGAGUCUGGAUACGACGAUCGAGCCAUCAUUAAUAUGCACAAUCAUUGCAAUGUGCCUCAUCACCUGAUCAGGGAUCCACUACCUCGGCUCGAACACUAUCGCACGUCGCAAAAAGCCAUUCGUCGGCCCUCGAUGGGUGAGCUUCAUGGCGAUCUGGACGAGGAAACCUCGGAAACGAACAAGAUGGACGAUCAACUUUCAGCUGGAGAAGGGCACGGUAUUCGGCUCGGUUGGAUCCAGGGGGUGUUGAUUCCGUGUCUGCUCAACAUCUGGGGUGUGAUGCUGUUUUUGCGACUCAGCUGGAUCGUGGCGUUGGCAGGAAUUCUCGAGACAUUGCUCAUCAUAGGUUUGUCGUAUCUUGUAUGUGUGAUAACGACAUUGUCUCUGUCGGCGAUGUGCACAAACGGUCAGGUGAAGGGAGGAGGCAUCUACUACCUGAUUUCGCGCUCGUUGGGUCCAGAAUUUGGCGGUGCUGUCGGUAUAGUGCUUGCCGUUGCAAACUCUGUGUCGGCUUCGAUGAACACGAUCGGGUUCUGUAGCUCACUCAACCAGCUACUUGGUAGCUUUGGGGCGAAAAUCAUCGACGGUGGAAUCAACGACAUGCGUAUUGUCGGCACGGUGACAAUUGUCGUGAUUGUGAUCAUCUGUGCCGUCGGUAUGGACUGGGAAACAAAAGUUCAAAAUAUUCUCGUAAUCGUCAUAGCGCUCGCCAUUAGCGCAUUUGUCCUGGGGGUGUUAUUAGGCCCUCAAACGGACGCCGACCGUGGGAAAGGAUUCGCUGAUCUAUCCCGUGAGCGGUUUGUCGAUAACCUUGGCCCUGACUAUCGUUUUAGCGAGGGCAUCGAACAGGACUUUUUCAGUGUGUUUGGGAUAUUCUUCCCGAGCGUGACGGGAGUGCAGGCGGGAGCCAACAUUUGCGGAGAGCUCAAGGAUCCUGCCAUGGCCAUACCGAAGGGUACGUUGCUGGCUUUACUCAUAUCCGGUGUCUCGUACGUCGCUUUUGUGCUGUUGGCCGGAUCAACUAGCUUUCGUGACGCCUCGGGCAAUUUGACGGAUCUAGUGAACGGCACCUUCGCCACGUGUGCGAGAUCGUUUCCUGAGGAGAAACCGUGCCAAUACGGACUGCACAACGAUUUCGACAUUAUGCAGCUAAUGUCCAUUUCUGGUGCCGUUGUUUAUGCAGGGUGUUUUGCCGCAACACUCUCCACGGCCCUCACGAAUCUGCUAUCAGUUCCACGAAUCAUUCAAGCUCUGGGAACCGAUCGGCUGUAUCCUGGAUUAACGUUUCUUGCCAAAGGAUACGGUAAACGCAACGACCCGUAUCGCAGCUAUGCACUGGUACUCUGCGUUUCGGUGCUGUUCGUACUGAUCGCCAAUCUCAACAUGAUCGCACCACUCAUUUCCAACUUUUAUCUUGCGUCGUAUGCACUGAUAAAUUUUUGCACGUUCCAUGCCGCCACCGUUAAACCGACCGGCUGGCGACCGACCUUCCGAUUCUACAAUCAAUGGGUUAGCCUGUCUGGGACGAUCCUGUGCGUUCUGAUAAUGUUUCUGAUCGACAUCAUAUCUACCGGACUCACGAUGGUACUGAUUUUUGUGAUGUAUCUAGUCGUUAUCUACCGCAAGCCGGAUGUCAACUGGGGCUCGACGACUCAAGCUCAAACCUACAAGAGUGCUCUCUCAGCCGCGCUUAAGUUGCAAUGCGUUGGUGAUCACGUAAAAAACUACCAUCCAUCGGUGCUGGUGCUGAGUGGAAUGCCCGCCAAUCGGCCCGCUCUAAUCGAUCUAGCUCAUCAAAUCACAAAAAACCAAGCGCUCCUGAUCGUAGGUGAUGUGGUAAGAGAGCGCCUUUCCCAUCGUAAACGGGAACUUCGAUUAAACGACAGUCGUGCAUUCAUGGAGCAGCGUAAAAUUCACGGAUUUUACCAGCUUAUCGAUGGCAUUGGUAUGAAGGAAGGUGUACGAGCGUUGAUGCAGUCGUCUGGUGUCGGCAAAUUAUCGGCGAAUAUCGUUCUGCUAGGAUAUAAAGCCGACUGGAUGCGGUGUUCCGAAGAGGACCUUCAAACUUACUACAAUGUUUUAAAUGAUGCAUUCGAUAGUCGAAUGGCUUUGGCAAUUUUGCGACUAUCAGAUGGGCUUGAUUUUUCUCAUCUCGUUCCUGAAAGCACCGCGGAGGAUUCUUCCGCUAUGAGCGUCAAUGAAUCCACCUCGAGUCUGCAACAAAUCGUAGAUGGCCGCUUAUCCCCUCGCCAGCUGAUGUAUGUUGAUUCCAGUCUGAGAAUUCAUGUAGAUAGCAGGAAGAAAGGUAGUCGAACUUUUUCGAGGUGUGACGAUACAAGAAACAGCUCUACCAACGUGAGCAGGAAAAGCAGUUCUGACGAUCCGCUGGAAACUGUACAUCCAAUGAACAUGUUUCAACGAAAGCAAACCAACGGCACAAUCGAUGUCUGGUGGCUGUACGAUGAUGGCGGUCUUACGAUACUCAUUCCAUACAUCUUAUCGAUGCGAUCCAAAUGGACUCGAUGCAAAGUGCGCGUGUUUGCACUCACCAAUCAACAGAAGGAACUGGAAAUCGAACGGCGAAACAUGGAGCAUCUCUUAGCAAAGCUGAGAAUUGACUACUCCUCACUGAUCAUGCUGCAUGACGUGAUGAAACCUCCUCAGCCGAGCACAGUGUCAUUACAUCAACAACUGUUGAAGAGCUUGGAAAGUGACCCGACCAAGGUCCACCCGCCUGAACUAAGCAUCUCCGAGCAGAUAGCGCUAGACGAAAAGACCCAUCGGCAGCUGCGCUUGAGAGAAAUGAUUCUAGAACAUUCGGCUGAUGCACGGCUAAUCGUUAUGUCAAUGCCGAUGCCAAGAAUGGGAACUGUCUCGGCAUCCCUGUACAUGUCAUGGCUGGAAAUUCUUACGAAAGAUAUGGCACCGAUGCUGCUAGUACGAGGAAAUCAAACAUCUGUGUUGACCUUCUAUUCGUAGAAUACGCGGAUUAACCCUACCGUGGUAAUGUAAGUAAUAAACUAAA